This is a messenger RNA of Tarenaya hassleriana, 785 nucleotides long. RefSeq lists its product as uncharacterized. NCBI's taxonomy places the organism in Eukaryota, Viridiplantae, Streptophyta, Magnoliopsida, Brassicales, Cleomaceae. The record is from RefSeq and is a predicted model, not a curated record. The transcript is spliced from 2 exons. The coding region runs from base 187 to 627 and encodes 146 amino acids.
GAUAGAGACAGAGAGUCUUGACUUUGACCAAAGCUGAUUUAAUGGGGGAAAAUAAGGUAUGGUGGUUUCUGCCUUGAGAGGGGAGGAUCACAGCUCACCAGUGACGAGUUCCAGUUUUUUUUUCGUCGGUCUCCAUUUCUGCGUCAGGAGAAGAAAGGAUCGAGCUUUCGCACCGCUUUCGGAUUCAUGGACUUGCGCACGAACAAUCUCGUACUGGGUCUGCUCCUGAUAGUUGCAAUCUUCAGAGCUCCAGGUGUCGGCGCAUGGACUGGUGAGAUUCGCGGCAGGGUUGUCUGCGACGUCUGUGGUGAUUCUUCAAUCGGACCCGAAGACCACGUUCUCGAAGGGGCGGAGGUUGCAGUUCUUUGCAUAACCAAAUCCGGAGAGGUUGUGAACUACCAAGCGUUCACGAACUCCAAAGGCGUAUACACAGUGGCUGAAACCAUGCCCGAGAGCGAGCGGUGGGACGCCUGCCUUGCCAGACCCAUCAGCAGCUUCCAUGAGCUCUGCAACCGGCCGAGCCCUGGCAGUGCCGGGAUCAAGUUCACUUAUAAACGACCCUCGGGUUACUUUCACAAUGUCAAGCCUUUCGUCUAUCGACCUGAAAACUCUCCUUCCUAUUGCUGAUUCAAGAAUCAGAAGCAAGAAAGCUUAAAGGCUUGAAAAGGACAGGGUACUUGGCAUGUUAAAAACCCUUUGGCAAUAAUGAGGAGAAACUCUUUUACUUGAAAAUGUUCAUGUGGAAGUACCUGAAGGCAAAUUCAAACUUCUCAAUCUUUUUUUUU